AGAGCUUAAACAUCAGUACCAUCACUGUUCGGUUUUGCUCUUAGACUUCGACUUAAAUUAUUUUACUUUUUACGAUAAAAUUAUCGAAACUGAAUUUUGAAAAAUCAUUUGAUAAUUUUUUUUUAUGUGUAAUUUAAAUAAAUAACGAAUAAAAAAACAAUUGAAUUAUUAUGGAAGAAUUAAAUGACAUUGAGUUCUACAGAAGACUUUGUUCAUCCGAGACACUCCAUUCUGGCAAAAGAGGCUUUUUCAAAGACUUUAUCGACUCUGUACGUAACAGUGUAGAGGAUUCUUGGAUCGAGAAUGUCUUUGGUGCAUUAAACAGCGAUGAGGAACGCAUACGGUGCAUUUUUACAGAGGGUAAAAUAAAACACACUGUAAUGGGAAUUCUCACUCGAGUAAAACCCUUAUUCAGAGACAAAGACGGUCAAGUCUCAAUAAAUAAAAGACUUGAAGGUUUGAAGUUCAUUUCUUCAAAUGAUAAUGAGCGAGCGCUCCUUUGUUUCAGUCAAGCCGUGUUACGAGCUCCUGACACAGGAAAAAAUAAAUCUUCAAAAGAGGAUUUAAAUCUUAGUCUCGCUCUGCUUGGGCGAGCCGAAGCUUUAAUGGCUUUGGGAGAAUACGAGUUCGCGAUUAAUGACUUGAAAGCUAUAGAUAUUGAAUUACCACAAAAUGUCAGAGAACAAUUAGACCGGAAAUUGCAAGAGUGUCAUCGUCUAUUUGAAGAGUCGAAAAAAUCAAUAGUCACUUGUGAAUCUGCUAGUGGGAUUAAAAAAAGGGAAUGGAACAAUAACUAUCACAAACCCGUUUCUCCAGAGGUAACUGGAGGUUUACAUCCGUUGCUACCGGGCAUUUCGAAGCUUGUAGAAAUUCAAGAGACAACAGAGGCAGGCAAGCACGCAGUUGCUGCUGAGGAUGUUCAAAUUGGAAAUGUAUUAGCGUGCGAAACGCCUCUGGCAUCAUGUCUUCUCCCCGAGUAUUACGGUACACAUUGCCAUCAUUGUUUUGUAAGGUUAAGAGCCCCGGUCGGAUGUUCAGUAUGUAGCAGCGUAGCUUUUUGCGGUCGAAAUUGUCGAGACGAAGCUUUAAAAACGUACCAUAAAUAUGAAUGCAAAAUCCUCGUUCUACUUAUCGGAUCAGGAAUGAGUAUUCUGAGUAUGUUAGCAUUAAGAAUGGUUACUCAAGUAGGAUUGCAAGGCUGCUUGCGUCUGUACCAGCGAAUAAAUGAAAAAGACAAUAAUAAUAAUUUAUCAAAAAGCCAAGUCAGCAUGAGCAAGUCAUCGAAACGACGGCUUAGAAAAAAAAAGCUAAAGGAAAAUUAUUCGUCGUCUACAUCUAAUUCAGUUUCUAUGGACAAAGAAGAUUUAAAUAAUGACGUGGAUGACCGAGCGUAUGAUUUGGUCACUUUGAAAUCCAAAAGGUCGAAUAUUGACUUUUUUGAACGUACGCUCAUGGCGAUAUUUAUCAUUAAAUGCCUCCAGCAAGUUCACUUUUUUAAAAAUAUAUCUCACGAUUCACCAACGGAAGAAGAAAUAUCUGUAGGAACGAUUCUACUGCGAAACCUCCAACUACUACAAUUUAAUGCUCACGAAAUUUUCGAAACACGUGUUAGUAACGAGCAUCGAUUCCGCGGUAGCAAAACAGUUUAUCUAGGGGUUGCAAUUUACCCAGGAGUUGCCCGUUUCAAUCACGAUUGUUACCCAGCCGUAACAAGAUAUUUUAGCGGCCGUGAUAUCGUUAUAAGAGCGACCCGAACUUUGACAAAAGGACAAGUUAUUGCCGAAAAUUACGGACCGAUAUUUACAAAGAGAAACUUGAAGGAGCGUCAGCGAUCCCUUGAAGGACGAUACUGGUUUAAAUGUACCUGCGAUGCAUGUAAGGAGGAUUGGCCAAAGUUUGAGGUCUUGAUUAAUUGUACGCCCAGAAUUAGGUGCUCGACGGAAAACUGCAAGGGAUUACUCCCUCAAGCAAGUCACCUAGAUAAUUUAGUAAAGUGUUCGCGUUGUAGAAAAAAAAUAAAUCUUAAAUCCCGUAUAAUGAGCUUAAGUCGUUGUGAAGAGAACUACACUGAAGGACUAGCAAGUAUGGAGCAAGAAAAUUCAGAGGAAGCUAUUGAUAAAAUUGCUGAGGCACUUGAGGAAUUUCAUAAAAUAGCAUCGGCGCCUCAUCGUGAAACGCAUUUGGCUGAAAUAGCGUUAGCAGCUUGUAUGGCUGAUUCGGGAAAUCGAUGGAGACCGACAUUUACUUAAAUAUAAUAAAUUAUAUAUAUGUUACACUGCAUUUUAUUUAAUAAAUUAUUUAUGCUAAUG
Molecule: messenger RNA, 2309 nt
Organism: Microplitis mediator
Lineage: Eukaryota; Metazoa; Arthropoda; Insecta; Hymenoptera; Braconidae
Gene: Smyd4-2
Product: SET and MYND domain-containing protein DDB_G0273589
Exons: 10
Coding region: 171-2249 (692 amino acids)
Molecular function (GO): protein binding
Source: RefSeq, a predicted model, not a curated record